Molecule: messenger RNA, 2980 nt
Organism: Columba livia (rock pigeon)
Lineage: Eukaryota; Metazoa; Chordata; Aves; Columbiformes; Columbidae
Gene: MCIDAS
Product: multiciliate differentiation and DNA synthesis associated cell cycle protein
Exons: 6
Coding region: 95-1363 (422 amino acids)
Biological process (GO): negative regulation of DNA replication; negative regulation of cell cycle
Cellular component (GO): nucleus
Source: RefSeq, a predicted model, not a curated record
GCUCCGCGGGCGCGGGAGCUGCCGGCGCGGCCGCGGGAGGCGGCGGGAUGUUUCCGCGCCCCGGUGGAGGGAAGGCGGGCAGGCAGCCCACGGCAUGGCCCCGGCUCCCCGCGCCCUUGCCUGCACACCGGCCCGCGGGGCGGCGCCGAGCGGGACGGACGGCGCCCGCCGGGUCUGGGGCCGGGGCCGGUGUUGGUGCCGGUACCGCGGCGGCAGCAUGGAACAGGGCGGCCGCCGCCGGGCCUUCGGCAGCAUCUGUCCCAACAGGGUCCAGGGGCCGCCUGUUCGCCUCGCCAAGAAGCCGGCCCGGCCCGACGGAGGGGCGGCGGGGACCCCCCGGGCCGCCUUGAGUCCCCGGGCGCCCCCGCCGCGGCCGCGCCGCAGCGGCGCCGCGCCAGCCCCCGCCGCACCUGCCCUCGCGGUCACCACCAUCGACUGGCAGGAUCUGGCAGCCUGUGCCCCCACCCUUUCAACUGCCCCGGCCAGCCCUGUGAUCGAGCAGCAGGAUCCCUGCUUCCAGGAUGGACCAGAGUUUCUCCAGUUCAGAGAUGCUGUUGAUGAUUUUAUAUCUGAAGCAUCCACCUUAAUGCCACCUCCACUGGACUACACCGACUUUGAUUUCUCACUUGGUGAGGAGGUGGCCUUUGCUCCCUGCACUGCGCAGCUGGAGAGCAGCACACUGGUGCAGAUGCCCCCGCAGCGCCUGCCUUCCCCUGAGCAGUGCUGGAGGGACCUGAUGGACCAGCACCAGAAAGCACUGGGAGAUGCCCUGGAGGCAGACAGCCAGCUGCAGGAGACCCUCACGCAGAAGCAGGAGGAGCUGGUGACGCUGCAGGAGAGCAAUGUGCAGCUGAAGGAGUUGGCGAUCCAGGCCAGGCAGCUGGCUGCAAUCCUUGAUACACUGACGCUCCCGCAGUGCAACGACGAGGCGGCCCUUCCUCCUCCUCUUCAUCCUCCGCCCACUCCUCCCGCCACCGCCCCUGCCCCAGCCGGGGUCCGGCGCGGGCGCGGGCGGCCGGAGCCGUGGAAGGAAGCGGCGGGCGUGGAUGCCAUGCUGCGGGAGGUGUCGGAGAAGUGCCGCGCCGCCCUCCGCCUCCUGAGAGGCAGCCCGGGGAGCAGCCCGGGGGGCAGCCCCACGGCCAAGCGCCCGCGGCCGGCCCCGCGCCUGCACGGCGCUUUCCGCGGGCUGCGCACCGGCCGCACCGCCCCGCGCCCGGACGGCGUGGGGGUGGAGUGGGACGGCAGCAUGCGGGCGGCCCUGGGGGAGGCGGGCAGCAUCCGCACCCUGGCCUUCCCGCAGGGCAACGCCUUCACCCUCCGCACCGCCGCCGGCGGGUACCGCUUCCGCUGGGUGCCGCGCUGAGAGCCCCCGGACCCCUGACGCCCCGGCCACGCGUGCUCCGGACAAGGCGGAGCGGGGUCUGCUGCAACGGGACGCCGGGCGGGGCACCCCGACCGGCCACACGCUUCCCCUUUUCUCCUUGAAAACGGGUAUUCGCGCUUUUUCCCCGUCGCUGGGGGCCAGAGAAGAGAAAGGAGAAGCGCGGCGGAGGCGGCAGGGAGGACAGCCAGCCAGCCUCGGGCACUACCGCUGUCGCCAGGCUUCACACAGAGCUGUGGUGGUUUCCGAGUCGGCAGCUCACCCUCAGUAGUUUGCUAAUGAAUCUAAUGAGUGUAGAGAUUAAAUGAAGAUCUGCCCGGUUUUAUCCGCUGACUUUACUCAGCUGAGCAAAAAAAUUGGACUUACAAAAUAGCAGUGGUGGUUGGCCGGCUUGAAAAUGGACAGACCAUCCCAAAGGGUUUGAACAUGAUACACCUCCCCCAUAACUGAAUUUUACAGGCAAAAUGUUUACAAAUUGCACUUGUGUCAUUCAUGUGUGUAGCUGUAGGUGUGUAUUUGCACUUGGUGUCAUGGAUGAUUAAAUAGUUCUUAAAAUCGCCAUUUAUUUGGACUGAUUUAAUGUAAACACAAUGUUUAGCAUCAGGCAUGCAUAUUUACUUUCAUUACAGAAUGAAUUAGAGCAAAGAUAACAGAAAACUGAGCGUUUACAGGUUGACUUUGCUGAACAUGCUGAAGCAGACAAUUUUAGAAUAAAGCAUGUUAUGUCAAGUAAAGAGAAGCAUGAAUGACAUGAAAUUGUUCUGAAUGGAUACAUUUCACUUGCACACACUGAUUUGCAAGCUGAGCCACUGACAGCACUUGUGAAAUGAUACCUGAAGUUUCUUCUUCUGUGGCACAUAAAUUAAUGAAGGCACUGUGCUGCACUCAGGGUAGAGAUUCUCUGUGAAGCUAACUGUUUUUCAAUAUUCAGAUUUUUCAGUAUUCUUGCAUGGGUCUAUGCACAUUAACAGCAAUUCAAAUGUGACAGGCUUGUGUGAUGGCUAAGAUGAUGGCACCAUCUCAGUGACAGGUUUCUCCGGGGAGCUGCAGCCCUGCAGGUAGUGCUGUGCUUUUGGCAAACAGAGACUGUAUUAGGAACGAGAAUGGUUGUCGACAGCAGGAUGUGUAGUUAUGUGGCUCUGAGGAGACUGCAAAGGUGGUCCUUCAGUAUCUGUGUGCCUUCCUAUCUGUGGUCCCGUGUGUCUGCGGCACCAGCAUUUUCUAGCGGGGAGGUGCUGAAGCCCUGUUUGGGACACUGAGGGCUCAGCCCUGUGACAACACCAGAGCAGUUCAUAUUUCAGGAGAAGGCCAUUGCCACCCUGGUCAAAAUGCUGUGUGAAAACUCUGGUUCUGCAGCAGCCAGGAGAGAUAAAACCUGUCUGGCUGCACUGAAUUCAGGAGGGAAAAAGCUGGUAACACAAGGCAUCUUGUAUAGAUAUCUACAAUUCCUCUCCAUGUAUUUUAUGAAGGAAAAAACAAAACAUGUUGUAUGUACAACUUUAUAAUGCUCAUCAGCAUAUUAAUUUCUCAGAAAUAAAGUGACACAUGAAAACUGUAAACUUCUCAUAGGAUGCAACAAUAAAAUAAUCACUCUGUUUG